CUCUGGAGUGCACAUCCCCUGGUUAGUGGUUGUACAGUGCACAACCGGGGGUAGACUGAUCCUUGGCGGGAGGGCGAGAGAGAUAUCGUUUUAAGUUUUAAUCUCUUUCUAUGAUUGAUUGUGCGAUGUCGAGAUCUCACUAAAAGCCUAUUUAUUACGUGUUUAACAUAAUAGUAUUUUAUCUAUGUAAUAAUAAGUAUUAUUGUUAUUGAGUUUUAUCGUGUCGUGACCGGUUAUCGUGUUUUAAUACGUUCCGCGUUUUACGAAAAAUUCUAAAUCCCUGUGAUGCGAUACAACCACAAUGCACGUCUUACAUAAUAUUAUGUAAUAAUUUCAUCUGCGCGAUUAUCGUCAAGUACACAGUUUUGAAAACUUAUUGAAAUGUCCAUAUGAUUGCUUGUUCGACGACAGCUAUGAAUAACUGUUUUAUUUUGUUGUUAGCGAUACUCUAUCAUCAGACUAGUAACAUCAAAGCCGACUGCCUAGACAACAACGGCCGAACUGUUCAAGAGGGAAAAACGUACAUACCGGGCCCAGAAAUCUGCACUCGCUGUAUGUGCGACAACUCUGUAGCUAAAUGGUGUCACCCUGUGCUAUGUACUGCUCCACAGGAUUGCAAGUCGUAUACAACUGUUGGAAAUAUAUGCUGUGAAUUCAAUUGUUUGGAUGAAACUCUCAAAGGCGAUAAUAUUAAUGCCAGAUCAAUUGCCAGCACUGUAACAGCAUUUUUAUUUUUCAUAUUAAUUGUUUUCCUCAUCAAUCGGUUACAUAAAAGAAAUAUAAUGUCAAAUGGAGAAGUAUUUACUGAUCCAAACUCACUUCAAAUGGGUGAAGGUGUACGUGGAAUUGGAUUUAUUAGUGGCUACAUGAAUUUACCUAGGCCUGAUUUAUAUUAUGGUGAUCAUGCAACACUUCAUAUACCUUUAUGGAAGACAUACUAUCCACGUGGUGAUGCACCUCCUCCAUAUGAUGAAGCUAUUGCAUUACCUCACCAAAUAGUACCCCAACAAUUAAAUACUCUAGUAGAUGAAGUUACAGCUUACCAUAGAACUAUACCUUUUACCAUGACUGAAGUUGAACAAAAUAAUCAGCCACAAGCUUCUGAUGACCCCGAGACUGAACCAACUACCAACCAGCCAUUUUUAAAUGAUAAUCAAAUGAAUAAUGAUAAAUAUCAAUGUCAUGAUAAAAUAACUAAAAUUUCUAACGAUGAUUUCCGAGAAGAAUGUGAAAAUUGUAAGCAUGAGCAAGAACUUGCUGAAGGGUAUGAUGAUAUUUUUCCUGAACCAGAAACAAUGACGCUAGAGCGAAGACCACAAUUAUUAACUCAUGAGCAUGUGGUAGAUGGUAAUGAGCCACGUUCAUCAAUGACAUUACCUGAUAAUGGAAGAUUACGAAGGCCUCAUGUUGGUAACUUAAAAGAUAAAUAUAGAGAUGGAUGGUUCAAAGAAACUAGUUUAAAAGAAAAUUCAACUUCUGAUGAAGAUCAGCUAUAAUAGAAAAGGAUCCUUGUUUAUUGGUAUAAUACUUUGUUAUUAUGGGUAAGUAUGAAAAUUGCUUAAGUACUAAGCACUUAGCACCAAUUUAAUUGUUGAUUAUUAUUUCUGUACGUUUAAAAAACUUAUUUGUUUUAAAAAUUUAAUUAGAACCCUGUAUCUUAGU
Molecule: messenger RNA, 1662 nt
Organism: Melanaphis sacchari
Lineage: Eukaryota; Metazoa; Arthropoda; Insecta; Hemiptera; Aphididae
Exons: 6
Coding region: 390-1496 (368 amino acids)
Cellular component (GO): membrane
Molecular function (GO): protein binding
Source: RefSeq, a predicted model, not a curated record